UUGAAAUGUCUUCAACAAACAAAGUGCGUGGGAUACAAUUACAGGCAAAUAACAGAAAAAACUGAAACUAAUUGUCAACUGAGCAACCAAACUGAAGAAACUGGCGUUAAAAAAGUGGGGAAUAGAGAUGGCAAUUGGAUGUUCUUCCAAGAUAUAGAAGAUCGUUAUAAUAACCUGGACGAGAAGAAAUGGACUCUCAUUGCGCGCUUCUCGAGCAGUGACUCUAAAUUUUGGAUUAAGGAUGGUUCCUUCUGGUAUGAUAGAGUCACGCCGUAUGGAAAUGUUAAUGAUCCAGUGAACAACUUAACUAUGAUUUCGACCGCUUUCUGGGAGUUGAAAGGACAUGAAAUGAAAAUUACAAGAAGCGAUGAUUCCAGUCAUACGGCGUUAUUACAGACCACUUCAAAUUGUCUUCAAGGUAUGACAUUCCGAUCCAAAAUAACAAGUUAUGGAGAUUUUCGUAACGUUAAAGCUUGGGCGGCCGACAAAUGCCUGGGGAGAUGUUCGGUUAUUUACGGAGGUCAGUACAGAACAACAGCCGGUUUUAAAGAGCACAGCUGCAGUAGCGAUAUACAGAGCAGCAGCUACAUUGGAUUUUGGUGUGAUUGGAAAUCAGGUGAUGGUGCUGUAAUGAUGAUUGGUGGAGGAGGAAGUGGUUGUAAUAGAGCAGAUCAUGGUAUUGGAAUAACUGAGAAAAAUUAUGCAAGUUUUGGCGCGUCAGAGGGUUAUAAUUUCGGAGAUGACGCCAAUGGUUUCCAACCUACAACAUAUGCACUGAACCUGUGGGUUCGAUGAAACAACAUUCCUUGUACUUUUCACAAUUAGGGAGAUGUGGGUAGAUUAGAAGUCGUAUAUUCAUAAUUUUUUCG
Messenger RNA from Dendronephthya gigantea, 869 nucleotides. RefSeq lists its product as uncharacterized. The transcript has 3 exons. Bases 139 to 795 code for a protein of 218 amino acids. The record is from RefSeq and is a predicted model, not a curated record. NCBI's taxonomy places the organism in Eukaryota, Metazoa, Cnidaria, Anthozoa, Malacalcyonacea, Nephtheidae.